ACAAGAGCCAUCUUCCAGGCGCCACAUAAAAAAUCUAAUCUAACAAUAAAAAAUCUAUAAUCCCCAGUUUAAAAGCACAAUAAUAGAUUAUUCCGUAAAAGUGCUUUUUGAUAAGACAACAACCAACCAACCAACGUACACGAAACAAAUUAACCCUUUAACUUGGAUGAGAAAGAACAAAGAAACUUAGCCAAAUCCAUUCCACCUUGGCUUUUUUUCCACUGAGGGGUAAUCUCGUAAUGUUAGUCUUCAAUUUUUUCAAGGAAGAAAAAAUGAAGAACCUCUAUUAUUAAUAUGUUUCCAGCAAAAAAAUCAUCUUAUCAUAAAUUCAAUUCAGGUUUUAUUUUCCGUUGAAUUUUAAUUGUAAUCCUUUGGCAUUGAGUGAUUUUUCAUCUCUGAAGUGAUUGGAAUUGUAUGAACUUGUGCUUCAAGUCUUCAAUUUCAACAAUGGUGUAUCCAGGUUCAAUGCAAUUUUCUCCUGAUGUUAGGCUCAAAAGUAAUUAUAAUGGACCUCGAAGUUUUCAGCAUCAUAAUCCGGCGCGUGUUAGUCGGUUACAUUUGGUCACCAUGAAUCUUUUACCGUGUACUUUGAAGCGAGAUUCUUUGGCACUUCAUUUUUUGAGUGGAGUACAUGUUCCAAUAAGGCAUGCGCCUUCCAGGUGCGGUGUUUUUGUAUGUCGGUCUGCCAUGCUACCGGGUGGAGGGAGUGGGACUGCCCUCAUGAAAUCUGCUAGUGUUUUUUUAACAAGGUCAUAUGACUCUUUACUUGGAAACCCUAUUUUGCUUCGAUUGAUCCCAGCCCUUGGUAUUAUUGCCUUUGCUGUUUAUGGUAUUGAGCCACUCAUUCGUCUCAGCAGGAUUCUAUUUCUUCAAAGGACGGAUAGUAGUUGGAAGAAAAGUAGUUCGCGAUAUGUUAUGACAUCUUAUUUUCAGCCAUUAUUAUUGUGGACUGGGGCAAUGCUCAUAUGCAGGGCAUUAGAUCCAAUAGUCAUGCCAUCUCAAACUAGUCAGGCCGUGAAGCAACGACUGCUUAAUUUUGUGAGAUCUUUGUCAACAGUGAUUUCAUUUGCUUACUGUUUAUCAAGCUUGAUUCAACAAGCUCAAAAAUUCUUUAUGGAUGCAAAUGAAUCAAGUGAUGCAAGAAAUAUGGGCCUUGAUUUUGCUGGGAAGGCAAUAUACACCGCUGUAUGGGUUGCUGCUGUGUCAUUGUUCAUGGAGUUGCUAGGUUUCUCCACACAGAAGUGGUUAACUGCUGGAGGUUUGGGCACAGUAUUGCUUACUCUUGCCGGUCGUGAGAUAUUUACGAACUUUCUGUCAAGUAUAAUGAUCCACACAACUCGGCCAUUUGUAUUGAAUGAGUGGAUUCAAACAAAGAUUGAAGGAUAUGAGGUUUCCGGCACAGUUGAGCACGUGGGCUGGUGGUCACCAACCAUUAUUAGAGGUGAUGAUCGUGAGGCAGUUCAUAUUCCUAAUCACAAGUUCACUGUCAAUGUUGUAAGAAAUUUGACUCAGAAAUCUCAUUGGCGCAUCAAGAGUUACAUUUCUAUUAGUCACUUGGAUGUUAACAAAAUUAAUAGUAUUGUAGCUGAUAUGCGCAAGGUUUUGGCUAAAAAUCCUCAAGUGGAGCAGCAGAGAUUGCACAGAAGAGUCUUUUUGGAAGACAUCAAUCCUGAAAAUCAAGCUCUAAAGAUAUUGAUAUCUUGUUUUGUGAAAACUUCACAUUUUGAGGAGUACCUCUGUGUUAAGGAGGCGAUCCUUUUGGAUCUUCUCAGAGUUGUGAGUCAUCAUCGAGCCCGGUUAGCCACUCCCAUCCGCACUGUUCAGAAAGUAUACAGUGAGCCUGCCUCGGAAAAUAUUCCCUUUGGGGAUAGCAUUUUCACUCGAUCUAGAGCAGCAGUAAAUCGCCCAUUCCUACUGAUAGAACCACCAUAUAAAGUCAACGGUGAAGAUAAAGUUAAGCCAUCAACUCGUUCAACUCGUGCAAAUGAGGAAAAAGAUGCCAAGAUUGUUGAAACUGCAGCAUCUGAUUCCAAAGGUGAUGACAAUUUGGCAGCAACAACAGCCUCUCCACCUGGUGUAAACUCCAAAGAUAAAUCCAAGUCAAGUUCUGAUGCCCAAAUCCAGAACACGGGUUCUGAUAGUUCGGUGGAGAAGACCUCCAAAACCAUGCAGCCUAAAAAAGAAAGGGCAGGGGAUGUAGGAAAGGGUAGUUCGAAUUCUGCAUCUAAAAAUCUUGCUCAAAGUGCUGUAUCUGAAACUUCGCCCGUUACUUCCCAUGAAUCUGGCAGGGGAGAGACUGCUUCUGCUACUUCACCGUCAAAGCAAGAUGAAGAGAAAUCUUCAGUGCCACCAUCAUCAUUACGGCCUCCCUUAGAAGAGAAUAUUCUUCUUGGGGUUGCACUUGAAGGCUCAAAACGAACUCUUCCAAUUGAGGAAGAAAUGAGUCCAUCUCCUAACUUGGCCGAGUCACAAGAGUUUGCUGUCCAACGGAAUGGGAAUGGACCUCCUACUAACAAAGAUAAUGGUCCAAUGUCUUCAUUUCCAAAUGCUAAGCAGAAUGACUAGAAUCACUAGAUUGGUAGGUACUAGUAGUAGCUAAAUAAGCAUGAGUAUAAGUUGACAUUUUGGUUUAUUCUUUAGGUUGAAGUUCUGCAAAAAAUGAUCCAGCUGUCUUUUUAAAGUUGGAAUUAUACUGUGUAUUUCUCUUGCUGAUUGCGCAUAUAUGUACAUAAUUAUCAAUCAUCAAUUCAUGAUUUGUUGUAUUAUUGUAUCUCAUCGAGAACCUGUUUUCUCCUGAGUAUGGGCCAAAAAUGUUGUUUUAAAUUAUAAGUAAUAAAGACAAGGAAAAUUGCAGUUC
Molecule: messenger RNA, 2857 nt
Organism: Trifolium pratense (red clover)
Lineage: Eukaryota; Viridiplantae; Streptophyta; Magnoliopsida; Fabales; Fabaceae
Product: mechanosensitive ion channel protein 3, chloroplastic-like
Exons: 14
Coding region: 415-2565 (716 amino acids)
Biological process (GO): transmembrane transport
Cellular component (GO): membrane
Source: RefSeq, a predicted model, not a curated record